Mobula hypostoma (lesser devil ray) is the source of this 6462-nucleotide messenger RNA. Its product is annotated as lateral signaling target protein 2 homolog. Gene Ontology annotation, molecular function: metal ion binding. The record is from RefSeq and is a predicted model, not a curated record. Gene Ontology annotation, cellular component: early endosome membrane. Bases 443 to 2683 code for a protein of 746 amino acids. Gene Ontology annotation, biological process: negative regulation of epidermal growth factor-activated receptor activity. Lineage: Eukaryota; Metazoa; Chordata; Chondrichthyes; Myliobatiformes; Myliobatidae. The transcript is spliced from 14 exons.
CCUAAUUGGGUCAAGGGUACGUCAGGCUUCCCCCGAGAAGUAAGCAGGCGUGUUAGUUCAGGAAGAAGCUGAGAAGGAUCUCCUCUGUAGCAGAUCGACCAUCUCUAAGAGAAGCGAGGAACUGCCAGCUUAGUCGGUGACCGGCGUUGUCCACAUCGCCGUGUACAAGAGAAAAGCUGUUAGUGCUUUCGUGAAGGUGCGGAAUUGGCGAGACCAUGGAAAGAAAGUGAACGUUUGUCCAGCCUAACCGGUGGAGAGACAAUACCCGACCUGACAUGAGGGCAGCCAUGUACCAUCAAUUAUGACAGCGAGAUGUCGCUGUGCUUGAAGAAGUGUAUGUAGAAAGUUGAAGCAGUCCACAAGCCAUUACAGUCAAGAUUGUGGCUUCGGUCACUGAAAAUCGUUCUUUAUAAAAGAACACUAUCUUAUCUGGGAGCUCAGUAUGCUACCCGCGGCCGUGAAGCGAUGGCUCUACAAGCCCAAAAGAUCCGACCCACAUCCACUGGCUCAAUUCUUCUAUGCAGAUAAGGAAGUGACUCGAGUGAUGAUAGAGCUGAAUAACGUGAAUCUGAAUAAUGACCCCCAAGAGUAUGUGUUACAACUGAACAAUCUCCGGGCCAAACAGGAUCAUAUGCUGCAGAUAAUUAAUCAAAUCAUGGAUGAAUGCAUCCCCAAUGAGCGACCAAAUCGAGAGUUCCAAGUCAAGUUCCCCGAUGAGGUUUUGCAGGAUCAGCUGGGAGGACAGCUUUGGUUUGCUGCUGAGUGUUUGGUGGCCGGCUCUCUCAUUGAGGUGAAUGAAUCUGAGGUGUUUCUGUUGCGCCCUCUGGCGGAGGACCUGCUUCGCAGUCUGGCGAGGGUGCGAUCACUUCUCCGGAAACAAUGUUUUACUGAUCACCCGGUCUAUACAGAUGAUAUCAAAGUGUCUCUCAUUCGGUUUGACAGGCUCUUUGCUGAGUUUGAGUACAGCUAUGUAUCUGCAGUGGUCCCCAUCAAGUCUCCUGAGGAGCUCUUCAACCAGCAACAGAUUAUUGUCCUGUUCUGUGAAACUAUAGAUAGGGCACUGAAACUGGGUUACUUGACACAAGAGAUGAUUGACGGCUUAGACCCUAUCCUGAUGUUCACCAUCCCCCGGCUUGCUAUCAUUUGUGGGCUGAUGAUCUACCCAGAAGGACCUCUCAACCUAGAACAGCAGCCAAAUGACAUGUCUAAGCUUUUUAAACCAUUCUACGCCCUCUUGCAAAAAAUAAGGGAUUUGCUUUAUGUCCUCACAGAUGAAGAACUGUCUAUGUUGGAGAAGAGCUUGUGUGCUAUAGAAUCUGAGGAUCUCUUCAAUCCCCAUAGGAUGUUUCCCAACCUUUCAUCUCCUCUUCAAAACAACGUAUUGCCUCAUGAAAUGCUCGAUGAACCGACGCAUGCUAGCGGUGUUUCACCUAUUCACCGUGGUGCAGAGGAACUCAACCACCAAGCACAUAAUGAGCCAUAUUGCUACCAGUCUACCUUGCAUGCAUCCAAUUCGGUCGAGCAAACUCCAAAUGAAAUACAACAUCUGUUGGAAGGUUCUAACUUUAUACUUGACAGAGGUUAUGAAAUGUGGGGACAAGAUUUCAGAUGGAUUGUGAAUGUUAACACAGAGGAAGAUGCACAGAAUCAGAAGGCGAUGAUCUUCACCAAUAAUUCCAUGUCAUCGUCAUCUACUUCCAGUGAUAGCCUGACUGAUUCCAAUAGCAUGCAGUUUUGUUGCGUUGCAACCAAAAACCUUCAAUCAGAAACUGACCAUCCAAAGUUCUUUGAUGGUCAUGAGAUGGUGGGUACAUCCACAGUGACUACCAUUCAAGCUUCUAAUUCUCCAGGUGACUGCCAUGUACUAACACCUUCCAAACAAGAUCAUGUUUCUCAUUUCUUAAAUGCUGAUUGUCCAGAUGACCACACUGAAAAUCAUAAACUGGGGGCAGCUUCGUUUCUUGGAGCAAGUCCAGAACGGAACAAUUUUACCAGAAGCAUCUCAAAUACUCUGGUGCCUGAAGAUCCACAUAUGAGUAACAGCAGAUUGCUUGAAGGAGAAAAUGAUCCUCGUGUUGUGGAUUGGGAAGUGGAAAGACGAGCAGUAAAAGCUAUGAAGGCCUUGUUAAGAGAGGAAGUAAGAUCACGGUACCAGAGCAGCAGUGACAUGCUUCAUCGGCUCUUUGUUUGUAUCUCAGGAGUAGCAGACCAACUUCAAACCAACUUUGCAGGAGACCUUCGACGGAUUCUGAAAACUGUCUUUGAGAUUGUGACAUCAACCCCAGAAAGGAAUGAGGACGACAUGGAAGAGGAAAAAGAGGAGGAGCAUGUUAAUGCAGAACCCUCCUUGGAAGACUGUGCACUGUGUCAGGAAGCCCAUUCCCAUUCAUCCAGAACUUCCAAUUUAAGCACCACCAAACCAGAAGUGCCUCCAGAGUGGAUUGCUGAUUCUGCCUGCAAUCAAUGCACGUCUUGUAAAGCACCAUUUACAAUGAUCAGGAGACGGCAUCACUGCAGAAACUGUGGCAAGAUCUUCUGCGCCCGCUGUUCCUCGCGGUCAGCUCCUUUGCCUUGGUAUGGACAGAUGAAGCCAGUCCGUCCAUUGGUUGCAGGUAGUCUGGAGCAAGAAUUAUUUUCAUGGAAACAAAAGACAAAACAUGAGUGGAACUACAACCAAGUCUGAACAUGUGGGUUACUUAAGCCAGCGGUCCCCAACCACCAGGCCGCGGACCGGUACCGGGCCACAAAGCAUGCGCUACCGGGCCGCGAGGAAGCGAUAUGAUUUGCCGAUAUGAGUCAGCUGCACCUUUCCUCAUUCCCUGUCACGGCCACUGAUCAGCCAUUACGCAUGCGAGCUCAUUACCCGCGCGUCAUCCAUUUCAGCGCGGGAAGGAGAUCAACUCCUCGAGCUUACAAAUGACGGCGGGCUGGAAAGUAUGUUUGACAUAACAUCUCUGCCGGCAUUCUGGAUCAAAGUCAAGGCUAAAAAUCCUGAGAUAGCCACGAAAGCACUGAAACGUUGCUUCCAUUUCCAACAUAUCUCUGCAAUGAAUGCAACGAAAACUAAACUGCGGAAUAGAUUGGACAUAAGGAACCCCGUCUGACUAUCGCUGUCUCCCGUCACCCUUCGAUAGGACCGUGUUGUUGCAGGAAAACAAGCCCAGGGCUCCCACUGAUUGUGAUAUUGGUGUGUUGCAAUGAUUUUAUAUGUUCAUACGGGGAAAAUAUGUGCUGCGUGUUUAAUAUCCAAACUUUACUUAAAAUAUUAUGAUGCUAUUGACUUAUAUAACCAUAUAACAAUUACAGCACGGAAACAAGCGAUCUCUGCCCUUCUAGUCCGUGCCGAACGCUACUCUCACCUAGUCCCACCAGCCUGCACUCAGCCCAUAACCCUCCAUUCCUUUCCUGUCCAUAUACCUAUCCAAUUUUUCUUUAAAUGAUAAUAUCGAACCUGCCUCUACCACUUCUACUGGAAGUUUGUUCAACACUUACUUCAAGCUCCCCUGUCCUCCCCUGAUAAUUGACUUAUCACUAUAUUCAUGCGAGGAAAAUAUGCGCUGUGUGUUUAAUAUUAAAUUCGUAAGAUAAACCCUUCUAGGAAGGAAAUGAGUGUAUUAGUCACUUAUCACCGAUAUUCUGGUCGUGAUUAACACCCCCCUGGCCCCCCCAACAGAAUCGCCAAAAACAAUUUGUAGAAAAAAAAAUCGCGUUCACGCAUGCACACUGGUGCCCGCGCAAGGCUUCAUGGUCAUUGUAGUCUUCUUUUGGUAAACCCAGUAUAUUUGACUGCUACUCUCGUCCGUUGGCAACCCUACCCCACCUCCCCCGCCCCCAGUCGGCCGGUCUGCAAGAAUAUUGUCAAUAUGAAACCAGUCCGCAGUGCGAAAAAGGUUGGGAACCCCUGACUUAAGCAACACUUCAUUGAUUAGUAUCACAUUUCAGAAGUGACAUUUUCCCACAACAAAAAUUAAGCUAUUUCUCUCUAUCUGGGUAUUGAUGGCAAGGGUAGGAUUUAUUGCCUAUUCCUAAUACCUUUAAACAGUGACAGUAAUAGUAAUCCUCGAGAAGGUACUGCCCAUUAUACAGUUGUUUCAGAGGUUGGACCUGGUAAGUAUGAAGGAAUGGGAAUACAUUUCCAAGUCAGGAUGAUACACUUCCUGGAAGGAAAUAUGCAGGGCUAGGUGGCCCUAUGUAGCUUCUUUCCCUCUUGGGGACAGAAGCUGCAGGGUUGGAAGGUGUUGUUGACGAAGUUAGGUGAAUAACUAUAGUGAACUUUGUAGAUGAUGUACAUUGUAGAUACUGAGUGCUGGUAGUGAAUGGGCAAUCAAGCAGACUUUUGUCUUAGACAGUGUUGAGCUCUUUAAAGUGCUGUUGGAACUGUACUCGUUCAAACAAGUGGAGAAUAUUUAAUUACAUACCUAACUUAUGGAUGGGGUGGAAAGGUUUGUGUGUGUCACUGGACAUCCAGACUUUGACCAAGACAGAGGCUAGAGAUCACGGUAAUGACAUUGCCAAUGAAUGUUGAGGGUAAGCACUGACUCUUUCUUGUUGGUAAUGGUCACGGCCUAGCACUAAUGUUACUUCCCAAUUAAAACUGGUAAUUAAAACUAGCCUCUCAUUAUGCAGCCACCUCAUACUGCAAUUGAUAAUCUGCAGUUUACGUUUGUAUAAAAUUUGCACAAAUAUUCAUUAUUCCUUUCUCUGGCACGCAUUUCAAUCUAAAUUUGAGCACAAACAGAUGAGAAAUCAGUCAGACUUUGUCAGUCAGAAUAUAAGGAAUAAUUAAUUAUUUUGUUUGUCAAGCAAGAUGAUCGACUAAUUCAGGAAAGCGCAACAUAUACAUUGUUAUUUUUAUUCUUAGGCAAAAACGGAUUGUACUAAUUAAACUAUGCAAGUCCAACCAUUUAUUUUGCUUUGGUAUCUUCAUUUGCUGUGAAACAAACUUUAAAUAUUCGUACUUGGCCUCUGUUUACUGGACAUUUUAUUUUGGUUAGCCAUCAAUACAAAUGGAGAGCACUUAAGGGUGAAUACAAAAACGUAUCCAGUUUAUAUGGGGCGGGGGGAAGAGAAGAGCAUUGCUACAAAUGGGUUAUGCUAUUAAAAGUUUUACUGGACAGACUGAGUAUAUAAAGCAAAUGAGUCUUGCUUUAAGAUCCAAAUAAAGUGCAAUAAAAAGCAGCUGUAACUGAGCUAAAUUUCCCACACAGAUAUUAUGAAAUACCCAUUUUUAAUGGCUCAAUGAAACUGUUUAAAGAGAAAAGAACUGAUUGUUUUCAUAUAUUGGUAUUUGUUGGAACUCGGUCACCGCUAUCAUGAUGUGGAAUUUGAUCUCACAAAUAAUCUCUUAACAUACAAUAACUUCAACACCAAGAUGAUUGAGGUCAAUUGGGUUAUCUGAUUGAACUAAUCAUAACCUGACUUAACAACAAUACUAAGGAAACAAAGCUCUUCCCAACAAAAACAUGCGUCCCUCCAUUUACAAAAUAAUGCCAUAAAAGAACAACCGUCUCAGAUUGCUUUAGUUUUCCUAUUGCCAAAAUAAAUCUACCAUACACAAUUGAACAAAAAUGUUGAAAUUUCAACUAGCCAAGAACAGAGAGGGCCUUAGGAUUUAUUCAUUACAGAAGCUAUUUUCAUUUGUUUUGUACCUCAGUUGACUUAGUAAGCCAAAUAAACCAUUUAUUAGCAUAACCUAGAUCCAAGCAGGGAAUCUCAGGAUAGAUACUGAAAUGUUUUCAUGAAUAGGAGAGUCUCAAAUGAAGGGUGGGUUAUUUAAAACCAAGUUACAUGCAAUCUGUGGAAUUCACUACCCCAGACAACCAUGAAGGCCAACACAUCGGUUUUAUAUAUUUUUGAAAAAUUGGGAAUUGACAGCUUUGGGAUCUGGCACCAAAGAGGGGUCAAGGGCUGGGGUAAAUCAGCCAUACUGAAUGUUAAGCAAGUUUAAGGGGGCAGGUGGCCUAGUCCUGUUCCCACUUUCUUCCACAGAGAGCAAGGAGGAACCAAUGGAUGUGACAUUCUGCGAUUUUCAGAGUUGGGAUAAAGUUACAUACAGGUUAAUGAGCAAAAGAUUGGAAAAUAUAUAAAUAUAAAAAUUGGUGGAAUCAAGGGACGUGGGGAUACAAAAAUGCUGUGAUGUAGAAGAUCAACUAUAACCUUGCUAAAUGCUUGAGGGGCCAACUGGCCCACUUGUUUCUAUUCCAUAUGUUCUUAUGAGCCAGCACCAUUUCAUUGUUAAGUAUUCUUUUGAAUGUAGAAACAGGAUUGUUUCUUAACAUGAAUAGACUCAGUCCAACUGGAUGUCAUAUACAUUUCCAUUCCUGAUUCAACCUUAUCUACUUGCCCAGCUCCUGCUUUCUAGCUGAGUACCAGCUUGAUCAGUCCCAUUCCCUUGGCAUGACUAAAUGAUUGGAGAGCAGAGCUACACUUUUGCCGCAGUGUUGAUGACGCCAGGAAGUGAUG